Manihot esculenta (cassava) is the source of this 938-nucleotide messenger RNA. Its product is annotated as 40S ribosomal protein S8. Lineage: Eukaryota; Viridiplantae; Streptophyta; Magnoliopsida; Malpighiales; Euphorbiaceae. The transcript has 5 exons. Bases 143 to 805 code for a protein of 220 amino acids. The record is from RefSeq and is a predicted model, not a curated record. Gene Ontology annotation, biological process: translation; maturation of SSU-rRNA from tricistronic rRNA transcript (SSU-rRNA, 5.8S rRNA, LSU-rRNA). Gene Ontology annotation, molecular function: structural constituent of ribosome. Gene Ontology annotation, cellular component: cytosolic small ribosomal subunit; ribosome.
UACUUUUUUUUUUUGUUUUUGUGAUACUUCACGAAGGGUAAAUUAGUGACGUACUAUAUAUCGGUAUAAAUAAGAGAUUGAGCUAGGGUUCAUGUGAGCCGGAAGUGAGGGGGAAGUGUAGCUCUUCAGCCGCUCAGUCAAGAUGGGUAUCUCCAGAGAUUCCAUGCACAAGAGGCGCGCCACUGGUGGCAAGAAGAAGGCUUGGAGGAAGAAGAGAAAGUAUGAGCUUGGUCGCCAACCUGCGAAUACCAAGCUCUCAAGCAACAAGACAGUAAGGAGGAUUCGAGUUAGAGGAGGCAAUGUUAAAUGGAGAGCCCUGAGAUUGGACACAGGAAAUUAUUCAUGGGGUAGUGAGGCUGUCACACGCAAGACUCGUAUUCUUGAUGUGGUUUACAAUGCUUCAAACAAUGAGCUUGUAAGAACACAAACUUUGGUGAAGAGUGCAAUUGUUCAAGUGGAUGCUGCUCCAUUUAAGCAAUGGUAUCUUCAGCACUAUGGUGUUGACAUUGGCAGGAAGAAGAAGACUGUUGCUAAGAAGGAAACUUCUGAGGAAGGAGAAGGUGCUGCUGUAGAGGAAACUAAGAAGAGCAACCAUGUCCAAAGGAAGCUUGAGAAACGCCAAAAAGAUCGGAAGCUUGAUCCCCAUAUAGAAGAGCAGUUUGGUGGUGGUAGAUUGUUGGCUUGCAUCUCAUCCCGUCCUGGUCAAUGUGGCAGAGCUGACGGGUACAUAUUAGAGGGUAAGGAGUUGGAAUUCUAUAUGAAGAAGCUCCAGAGGAAGAAGGGCAAGGGCGCCGGUGCGGCAUAAACAUCAAGUUUGUCAAGUUUUUUGCUUUCUAUUUUUUGGGUUAUUUCAGUUUUGGUUCCUUUUUAUGUUUUAGAAUGUGAUUUGAUACGCUUUUCAUAGUCUGCCCAAAUGAAACACAUUUUGUUUUGAGGGA